AUGAAAAUCUUUGGAGGUUCAGAUUCAUACAAGUUUGAGGAAGCUGCGGAACUGUGUGUUCAGGCUGCCAACAUAUAUCGUCUGCGCAAAGAGCUGACGCUCGCAGGCGACGCGUUGACCAAGGCUGCCGGUUAUCAAAUCAAGGCGGGAAACGACGAUGAGGCCGGCAAUACGUUUGUGGAGGCGUAUAAGUCGUACAAGAGUAGUGGCCAGGCGUCUGAGGCGAUUAAAUCGCUGAACGGAGCGAUAGAAAUCUUCACCACUAGGGGCCAGUUCAGACGUGGAGCAAACUUCAAGUUCGAAAUGGGCGAGCUGCUGGAGAAUGACCUGAAGGACUACGCCAAGGCGAUCGACUGCUACGAGACUGCGGGCGAAUGGUACUCUCAGGACCAGGCGCUCGCCCUGGCCAACAAGUGUCUGGUCAGGUGCGCGGACUUGAAGGCGCUAGACGGACAAUAUCUGGACGCCAGCGAAGUGUUCGCCAAGCUCAUAAAGAACAGCAUGGGCAACAGGUUAAGUCAGUGGUCUUUGAAGGACUACUAUUUCAAGAUGGGUCUCUGCCAGUUGGCGGCCACGGACUCCGUCGCGGCCUCCAGAACUUUGCAAGAGGGGAAGCGCGAAGAUAGCAACUUUGCCGACUCGAGAGAAGCUCAGCUGCUGCAGGACUUGGUCCAAUGCGUCGCCGACGGCGACGCCGAACAGCUGAGUGAAAAAGUGUUCAAUUUCGACAAGUUCAACAAGCUGGAUAAGUGGAAGACGACGAUCCUGUUAAAGAUCAAAGAGACCAUAUCGCAAGCGGAUGACGAUCUUUUGUGA
Torulaspora globosa is the source of this 816-nucleotide messenger RNA. RefSeq names its product alpha-soluble NSF attachment protein SEC17 (gene SEC17). Gene Ontology annotation, molecular function: soluble NSF attachment protein activity; syntaxin binding. The transcript has a single exon. Gene Ontology annotation, cellular component: vacuolar membrane; SNARE complex. Bases 1 to 816 code for a protein of 271 amino acids. Gene Ontology annotation, biological process: intracellular protein transport; SNARE complex disassembly. The record is from RefSeq and is a predicted model, not a curated record. Lineage: Eukaryota; Fungi; Ascomycota; Saccharomycetes; Saccharomycetales; Saccharomycetaceae.